CAGGCUGCUGGGCUACAGUGCUGAAUUGAAGCACAGAGUGAUGAGAUGAAACUCUCCAUCAUCAGCACGGUGUCUGAGCGCUGCGCGCGGCAUCUCCACUGCACAGCCAACUUUAUCUCUUGUUUCUGAUCAGAGGAAGCGGAAUGACUGCAUCCGCUUCCCGAGUGCACGAGCCGGUGCAGAGCGGCAGACAUGAGACCUUUCUCCUCUUCUGGGAAGAAGGUGAUUGAAAUUCCGCGGAUGGAUGGCGAGCUAAUCGGAAAACACCACAGGGAAGUCUGACAUCUUUUUUUUUUUUUUUCUUAAACACGCACGUUAUUCUGGAUCUUUUUGGCUGUUUUUUUUUAUUAUUGUUAUUAUUAUUAUCCCUUCAUUUUUUUCUCUCUGCGAUAUGAAGACGGAAAGGAGGAAUAAUGUUUAUGCGGAACGUGUUCGUGGAUCUUUCCUCAUCCUCCUCAUCCUCAUCCUCAUCCUCCUCAUCCAGGUCGAUGUGAACCGGCUACAUGGAGCAUGAGCACUAAUCCUUCCUGAUUUUAUUUCCAGCUUUUUUUUUUUCUUUCUUUCCUUUCUUUUUUUUUUUUUUUUUUUAAAAAAAACCCAAGACGGAUUAUUUCGGAAUUGGGAUUUUCUUUGAAACUCCACUGAGGAGCAUCAGGAAGGUGUUUCCGACAAAGUGGAAGCAGACAUCUCAACCUGGCCUGGCGUGGCGCAGGAUGGGCCGUCUCCUGGGAGUGAGCUGCAUGCUCCUGCUCGCCCUGACCGCCUCUGUGUCUUCAGCCUCCCUCGUUCCCGAGGACUACACAGCCGACGAGGCCGAGCGCAACAGCAACGACGUGCUGUUCGAUGACUACCGUGGGAAAGGUUGCGUGGACGACAGCGGCUUCGUCUACAAGCUCGGCGAACGCUUCUUCCCCGGCCACUCGAACUGCCCGUGUGUGUGCACCGAGGAUGGACCCGUGUGCGACCAGCCCGAGUGCCCCAAAAUCCACCCCAAAUGCACCAAGGUGGAGCACAACGGCUGCUGCCCCGAGUGCAAGGAGCUCAAGAACUUUUGCGAGUACAGGGGCAAGACAUACAAAAUACUGGAGGAGUUCAAGCCGUCUCCGUGUGAGUGGUGUCGCUGUGAGCCGAACAGCGAGGUGCACUGUGUGGUGGCCGACUGUGCCGUUCCUGAGUGUGUUAACCCGGUGUACGAGCCGGAACAGUGCUGCCCCAUAUGUAAAAACGGUCCGAAUUGCUACGCCGGAACGACGAUCAUCCCGGCCGGCAUUGAAGUGAAAGUGGACGACUGCACCAUCUGCCGCUGCCACAGUGGGGACUGGUGGAAGCCGGCGCAGUGUCUGAGGCGCGAGUGUCUCAACGGACAGACUUCAUAAAAACUCUUACGAGUAAAAGAGAGUGAUAGAAACGUGAUUGACAGCAGCACCCAGACAUGGGGCCCGCCCACCUCGAGGACAGGGAGGGAGGGACUGACCGGCACGAGCACAAUACGGCUGGCUGAAGUGAGGCUGCUGAGAGACACACACACUCACACACUUUACACCUCGGAAGUGUUGGAGUGGCGGAAAACAUCAAAAGACACUGAUAUUUUUUUCUAAUGGCUUCAUUGUAGGUUUAUUUCUCAUGUAUGCUGCUCAAACACAGAGUUUAUAUAUUUCAUGAUUUGGAGAGGGAUGAUAUUUAUUUAUUCAAUGCAGUUUGGUGUGUAUUGGGACUGGAUACGAGUGCAUUUCAACUGUCUUGAGACUUGAGGGUGGCUUUAUCUUUAUUGCAUCCAGAUGAAUGGGGUUUGAAACUUAAAGCCAGCUGUACACUGUGCGAUUCUGCUGGAAAAAGGAAUUCGUUGAUCGUGAGUCGAGAUCGGUGGUCUUUCUUGCAGUGUGAGAAAUUUUCGAUUAAAAUCUCGGAGUUUGAUCGCUGCUACGACGCUCGUCUAAAAUCCACCAAUAGGAGGACGGAAUAGGAUGACGCCAGACUCACAGGAUAGCUACAGAUACGGAGGUGGCGAUGCCGAAACGUAAACAAAAUAUGCUAACGGAUGGAAAAAAUAUCCUCCUAAAAAUAUCCUCAAGCUCACUUUUUCAGCACGAGCUGAUUUCUAGAUCGCACCAAUUCCCGACGUUACGCAGAAUGUAGUUAUUUUGUUUAAAGGCAGGAUCUUCAUCGUAUAAUCUGACAAGUUAUCGCACAUCGUCUGUUAUAGAAAAUGAAGAUUUUAUUGAGAUCUCGUACAAGUGUGUGUGAGAAGUAAUCAUUUUAAAAGACCGCUGAAAUCGCACAGUCUAAACCGGGCUUUAGUGCCACUGUGGUACUGUCCGGCUCAGACACAGCACCACAUCGCCAAAUAUCAGUUAGAGCGCUGCUCUGAUGUUCUGCUGUCUGUAAUUCUGUCAGCGUUAUUUCAUUUCUUUCUUUCUGAACAAGCGAGGCUUGUGUGAAGAGCUGGUACUGAGCUUUAUCGCUAAACAUCUCUGAUUAAUCCUGAAACGCUGAGCUGUAGGUGGAGGAAUAAACCAAGAAAGGAGUGUCAUAGGUGCUACGCUGUAAACUAGUUAAGUAAUUAGUCUCAUUAAAUUACACACCUUAUGAUUGUAACUGUAUACAUUAUUAUUAUUAUUAUUAUUAUUAUUAUUAUUAUUAUUCUUAUUAACUCGAUUAUUGAGAAAGACACCCAUAAUGGUGGAUCCAACUUUGAUCUCAGUCCGUAGGUGAGCAAUUUGAUUGGCAAGGAAAAUCUGGAGGGCGGGACAUAGGGUUGGUCGAUAUGACAAAAAUAUCACAUCAUGAUACUUCAAGACAUUUCUGCGAUACAUGAUAUGCAUCAUGAUAUACAGCCUAGGUUUCAUAAGAAACUGACAGCAAAACAUUUGUGCUGCAUUUUUUUUUUUUAAAUUAAUUAAUAUUUUUAUUUGUCACCUACAAAAAUAAUUUAACACUGAAAACACUGAAACUAUUUCUAUUUUAUCUAUUUCUUUUUUAUUUUAAAAGUUAUCAAAAAUAUCAUGAUAGCCACAAUAUCUGGGAAAAGUGUAUUGCGACAGGAUAUAUAUAUCAUGAUAUCGAUAUUAUGUUGUCAUAUUGCCCAGCCCUAGUGAGAUAUUAAUAUCGCAACAAAUCUCAUGAAGAGCUGUUGUACGUGAAUAAAGUGGAGUUUUCAAUCAACACAGAUGUUAGCAAAUGUAAACGCGUCAGCAAAUGAUGUUAUAGCGUUAUAUCAAAUUUUAUAAUCUCCUUAAAAUGUUUAUGUAUUGGAAGUGACAUACAUUUAUAUACAGACACAAGAGUGGUUAACAAUCCAGCCGCCAUCUUGAAUUCCAUUUUCACUGUUGGUUAGUUUGAGCUGCAGUGCAGUCUGGGAUACGCUUGAUGAGUCACACGUGCAUCAUGUCCCAACGUCUUCAUGUCCCACUCUUUCAAGUUCUCAUGAAAUGAUUGCGUACGCUGAUGCGUUUCCUUCUGAAAGUGCCGUCAACACACUGACGUUCACACGAGCAGCCAGUAGCGUUUGAGUUACGCUACACUUCCGUCCAAUCUAAACAAACCUGACAGAAGCUUAGAGAGCUCGCUGAAUACAGAGGCCAGAGGAGAGAUUAGCGAGAGCCUUUAACCGAUUCCUACUGACGGAGAAGUCUUAAUGUUGUGUAAAGAUGGAAUUGCGUCUGUAGAAGUGAUAUAUUUCAGCACUAGAGUUUGUAAAAAAGUGUCUGAAAAGCAUCUGUUGUACAAAUUCCACCUUCUUUAAAACAAAUGAAUCCUAUCCAUUUUUUUUUGUGAUUGGAAAAGUGAAUAUUUUGUGAGAAGACACACACCAAAAACACACACUGACUAAUGAGCUAAUGAGCUCCUACUUUAGAGCAAGACACACCCCCAGGGGCGGGACAUAUACAUACGGUUCUAGAGAGCAUUUAGUUGGACGAUCAUGAAGUUCUACCUAGAUAUGUAUCAUCAAAAGUUCUUUAUCAUUUUCCCAGAAGGGAUGAACUAUCACUUCCUAUGAACGAUAAAUGACAAUAUCUCUAUAACUAUUUUUUUUUUUUUUACAUACAGUAUUAAUGUCUGUAACACUAACCAACAGGUACGAAAAGCUCUGAAAAACACUUUACUGUUGAAUGGGAACUAAACAGAGGCUGCGAGAACAGAGAAUUGAGGAAAGUUGGAAGAAAUGCACGAUGAGAAAUAAUGAGCCAAUCAUUUCAAUUUUUUCUCUGUCCAUCAUUGUAGCUAAUUUGCAUAAAAUUGAGAAUGUCCCAGUUGUUGUCUGGUGCUUUGCUGCCAUGUUGCUUGGUGUUGAGCAGAAUCACAAGUCUAUGAUACAAAAUUACAUUAAAAAAUGGUCACUUAAAAUAACGUGUUCAUAACAUAAUGCCGGGGUUUUCUGUUUUCAUAUUUACUUUAGCAUUUAGCAGACGUCCUUAUCCGGAGCAUCUUAACUAUAGAGGAGACUUUAGUCUCCAUCGAAAAACAUUUUCAUGCUAGCACAAAUAAAUCAGGGUUUAAAGGUGCUUUUACAUCUAUUGGUCCAUUUGUCCAGUUGGAAUCAGAGCUAAAUUGUCACUUUUGGUUCGUUUGCUAUUUAGUUUGAUUAGUUUUCACACCGAAAAUACGAACCUAAAUGCAAAAUAACUCUGUCUGAGGUGUGUGUAGGGCUGAAAAAGUUCUCGUAAUAUCCACUGGUCAGAAAUACAGCAAUGUAAACGAAUUUAAGAUAAAAAAAUGUAAACAAAUUUUUACCAAGUGCAUAUAGGAAUCACAAAAAUCACCCAAGCACACAGAACACGGAGCUGGCGCUAAAUAAAUGAUUAGAUCAUUUUUAAAAAUAACUAGCUUUGCACGUAGACUUGAUGUUUGUUUAGUCGAUCGAAAUCUCCAGAACACAUGGGAUUUCUGCAGCGCUACAGCUCAGUGCUUUGGCUCAGUUUUAAAAGAAGAAACGCUGCAACCGAAAACACAACGCAUGUUUGAUUCACUUCCUAGAGUUGAGUCGAUUCAGAGUCGAAUCACUUCCACACUGAGUUCACUUGGAAGCAGACUGAGACCAGCUCGCUCAGACGCUCUCGAACCCGAGUGUGAUUGGAAAACACACCAGUGUGAUUGGAAAACAAACCGAUUCAACACAGCGUAUGAGAACAAACCCUGAGAAUAUCAUAAAGCUAGAACCCUGUUAGAGUGGCAAGAACGAAAACAGAGUACUAUCCAACUGAAUUUUCUUCUUCUUUUGUAGAUUUAGUGCUCAUGUUAGUGUUUAGUGAUGAUUUUCAUUCCAGGAGCUGCACGUGGUAAUUAUUUGAUGAAGAUGAGUUGAUUAAACUUUUGAUGUGGUUGGAAUGAAAACCUGCAGCUACUCCAGAUCUUUGCGGAUGAUACUGUAAUCUUGUUGCACGGGCUGAGUUCUGACAAUGACAGUUACUCUAGACUUCUUUCCUUAUUCCUAUUAAAAGGUUUGGUUCAUUGUUACAGACCUGGCUAUGCCAUUAUAGUGUGUAGAAUGCAUUUUAUUUUAUGGUUCAUUUAGUCCAAUGACAAGUGGGCCGGACCAUAAACCAAUAACACAUAAACAACUUCUCUAAAACAUUUAUCUGAAAGGUACAUUCUGAAUGCAAUAACAACCAAUUAAACACACACACACACACACACACACAUAUAUAUAUACGCAAGUAUUUGAACAGUGACACGGUUUUCGUAAUUUUGCCUCUGUACACCACGACAACGGAUUUGAAAUGAAGCAAUCAAGACUUUCAGCUUUAAUUCAAGGGGUUUAACAAACAUAUUGCAUUAACCGUUUAGGAAUUACAACCAUUUUUUACAGAGUUCCUCCAUUUUCACAGACUCGGAUGCAAAUCCUUUGCAGUCAAUGACUGCCUGAAGUCUGGAACCCACAGACACCAUCAAAUGCUGUUUCCUCCCUUGAGAUGAUUUGCCAGGCCUUUUUACUGCAGCCGCCUUCAGUUGUUGCUUGUUUGUGGGUCUUUCUGCCUUCAGUUUUGUCUUCAGUAAGUGAAAAGCAGCUCUAUUUGGUUGAGGUCAUCGGACAUUUAAGAACAUUUCAUUUCUUUGCCUUAAGAAGCUUUUGGGGUGCAUAUUGGGUCAUUAUCCAUCUGUACUGUGGAGAGCCAUCCUAUCAGUUUUGCAGCAUUUUAUUGAAUCUGAGCAGAAAGUAUAGCUCUAUAUAGUUCAGAAUUCAUCCUGCAACUUCUAUCAGCAGUCACAUUAUCAAUAAACACCAGUGACCCAGUUCCAUUGGCAGCCAUGCAUGCCCAUGCCAUAACACUUCCUCCACAAUUUUUGACAGAUGAUGUGGUAUGCUUUGGAUCAUGAGCCCUUCCUUUCCUUCUCCAUACUUUUCUCGUCCCAUCAUUCUUGUAAUCUUGCAUCAGAACUGGUCAGGCUUUUUUAGAGGUUUUUUAUUUAUUUAUUUUUAGCAAAGUCUAAUCUGGCCUUUCUGUUCUUGAGUGUUACCAGUGGUUUGCAUCUUGGGGUAAACCAUCUGUAUUUACAUUCAUGAAGGUGUCUCUUGAUUGUAGACUUUGACAAAGAUAGGCCUAAUUCCUCCAGAGUGUUCUUGACUUGGCUAGAUGUUGCGAAAGGGUUUUUCUUCAACAAGGAAGGAAUUCUGCAAUCAUCCACUUUAGUUGUCUUCUGUGGUCUUCCAGGCCUUUUGGUGUUGCUGAGCUCACCAGUGCAUUACUUCUUUUUAAGAAUGUACCAAAUUGUUGAUUUGGCCACUCCUAAAGUUUCUGCUAUCUCUCUGAUAGGUCCAUUUUGUUUUCUUAGUCUAAUGAUGACCUUCACUUGCAUCAACACCUCUUUGGACCGCAUAAUGAGAGUUCCCUCUAUUCCCUCUAACUAAAUGAACAGCUACCAGAUGCAAAUUCAACACUUAGAAUCAACUCCAGAGCUUUAUCUCCUUAAUUUGUCAUGAAAUAUCUAGGUAAGAGGCCACAGCUGGCCAUGAAACUGCUUAUCACUCAAUUGUCCAAUUACUUUGAGUCUGUGAAAAUGGAGGGACUCUGUAAAAAAUGGCUGUAAUUCCUAAACAGUUAAUGUAAUAUAUUUGUUAAGCCACUUGAAUUAAAGCUGAAAGUCUACACUUCAACAUCUUGAUUGCUUCAUUUCAAAUGAUUAAGGCUAACAAUUUAUCCAGCUAAUCUAGUGACCAAUUAGCCGUUAGGUCUUAUAUACACAAUGUAAAGACAGUGGAAAGCGGAGAGAACCAUUGAGAAAAGACACUUAGACUUUUCCUAUGGUGUAUAAACCUCCAUAUUGGGUCAUGAACUCAGUAGAAAUAUUUUGCCUUCUGAAGUGUAGAUCAUGUAGAAUCUUCUUGUUGGCCCAGAUCUGGACCUUUAUCAGGCUGUAUGUUUGACCUCCCUGGUCUUUACAAUCUCCAAAUUUAACUUUCUAUCUCGGGAUUCAUUGUAUUUACCUUUAGAAGAUCAGCUUAAGGGAAAUGGGAAGAAGGUAUUAACAGCCUGUUAGCAAAAAUAUGCUGUUGGUGAGAUGAGGCUGAGCUGCUCGUGUUCUGAACGUGUUUGGUAAUUGGAAUUAAGCCUAUUAAGUCGACAGUGGCCCAAAAGAAUCCCAAAGAGGAAAUAAAUCUCUACUGUACCUUUAUGGAAGCCUCCAGGCUGGGAUGUCAUGUGGCUGUGGCACAAAAGCAGAAUUAAGUGAAGAAGAUGCUUUAGUGUUUGAAAAUUUUCACAAUUUUCACCCAUAAAAAGUUGCCAGCAUUAACUCUAUUCUGUUUGAAACAUCCUUGUUUUGCUUCCCCUGGUACCACAUGAACAAAUGUAUUCUCCGAGACCAACAGCUUGAACUCAUACAAGCAAUUAGCACCCCCAAAACUGUCUGCAGUAAUUCCCCUUAAUCAGAGCGUAUUCGGUGAUAAAUUAGCCGUCCUCGUUCUCAGCGGUGCGGCCCAGCGGGCACAGAGCUGACACAAAAGCAGGAAUCUGCAUACACCCGCUGCUUCAGAGCCACUUCGUUUCAUCCUUCACACACACACACACACUGCAGACACACCACAAUUCCUAGUCUACCGAAGGCUAUGUCUCAAAUCAACCCCUAAUUCUGAACAAUUAGUGAAUUAGCGUGACUGAUUAGCUCAUACAGGAGAUUUGAUUGGUGGAAUUUUGAGACACGUACGGUUCAAACACUCAGUACAUCCAUACAAAUUGUAAGAGCAUAUGAAAAUUUGGAUCCCGGGUCUCAUUUUUGGUGCUGAAUAGAAAUGAAUUUAUUCAUAAUUUUUUUUCUAGGAGAAUUUAUGCAAGAAAUGUGGUGUUUAUGAAAAUCCAGUUAGCUGGGGAAAAUGUUUGUAUCCUGCGUUUUGCUCCUGAGUUUGUUUAAUUUAUCUAUAAGGAGACUCAAUAAUGUGACCUUGGACUGAUCAUCUUCAAAUCGUAUAACUGUCGAUGAGUUCUUCCGAAUUUAUAUACAGAUGACUCUGUCAAGUUUAAAUCAAUUAUUUAUUUCAGUUACACACAUCAAAGUAGUGAAACUUGGUCUUUUCAUAUUAAUGACUUAAAAGAAAUCAACCCAAAACAAAUCAAUAAAUUAAGAAGAAGAAACCUUGCCAUUCAAUUAGGAUAAAAGUAAUGGCACCCUAUAAAAGGAGGAAUUGUUAGUGUGUAUCUAUGAUAGCUGAUGCACUGCAGUGGCUGAGCUGCAUUACUGGAAGAUUUAGUGCACACUGCACUUAGGAGGUGCUCUUUCACCGUUUAGUUGUCGUUUUGUCAUUUUGAGCUCUCUUUGCCUUUUGUGGAGUUGUGUGAAUUUUGUGUAAAUCAGCUAUGCCAUAAAAGCACUUGGUAACUAAUGGGUGAAUGAUUUAUCAACACGUGAGCAUGAAGUCAAUCAGCGAAACAUUUGUAAAUCUGGAGGGAAUUUUUAGUUCGGGUUGACCUACGAAAAUUUACACACAACAUUACACAAAAAAGAUUGAUCAAUGAGACCCACUGAGUAUAAACUACUGUAGCUAAUGACUACACUAGCUAGCAAUCGGCCAUUAAGUCCUUUAUACUAAAGAUGUAAACAGAGAAUGAUAGGAAACCAGACAGAACCACUGAGAAUAUAAAACUAUUCUCAAAUGGUGGCGAAUUACUAAGAAAACACACAAUAUGACUAAAAUUACACUUUAAGUAUUACACUGAAAUUGUGUGGUGUCUGUAUCUAACCUCUGUAUCAAGAAAGUUUUGAAGCACUCGAUUUCGAUAGCAUAUUUCAAACAGCAAAUACUGUAUGUUAGCAAUAGACCUUACAGAUGCUAGCUGUUUAUAAUGUCAAAAUUUAUAACGUGUAUAAACUGCUUAUGUACUGGAGGGUACUUCCAUUUAUCUACAAAGUCCAGAAUGGUUAAUUACCCAAGUCACCUCAUUUUUAGCCAAAGUAACUUACAAGUGAGACAGAAUAUGACUGAGCAGUUAAAGGUUAAGAGGCUUGCUGAAGGAUCUAACUGAGACUGGUGAGGGAUUUGAACUCACAACCUUCCAAUCAGCAGCCUUAACCACUGAGCCACCAUUUCCUCUGGAUGUUAUUACACAACAAACAUCUCUGAGGGUUUGCUUUUCAGGAAGCGUUCAAGUGGAACCCAUUUAGGAAGCGUGAAAGCCUACCUUUCCAAACACUCUGUGAAGAACCAGAGAGCUGCUCACUACAUAACACACAGAACGUAACUUCUGAGAGCUCACAUGUUGAUUCACUGAACCACCUAAAGCACCCGAGCCAAAUAAAAAGUCAACUCCCAGGACAAUACGAUGGAUUUUCCAAUUCGGCUUGCCUCUAAAUAUCUGCAUACAAUCCAUCGACUCGAGUCUUUAUUUAGAAUAAGCUUUCUUAUAGAUUUUCUCCAGCCAGCCUUCACAGAACCAUCUCCCAGCUCUCUUCCUUAGAUGAUAAAUUACGAAUCAUUAAUUUGAACAUGCCAUCCACCCGGCCCAUGCGAUUUAUCACAGGUAUUUCUUACCCACAGAGAAAUCAUCCCAGUUAACCUUUAAGACCCCGGUCCUCAGCACUGAUGGAUGAACUGUGCAAUGAACGAUCCAUUGGGGUUGGUAAUGAGAUGAAAAUGGAUUCAGUAGUGUGACCCCUAGAGAAGGGGUUGGAAAUUUCCGUGCAUUUCGCCUGGUCGGAUACUUGUAUGUUUUCUAUUUGGAUUCAAUUUCAAGUUCAGUGUGAAAUCAAUGCCAGAGUUCAGUCAUUAGUUGCAGUUAAUGACUUUCUGACAUGAUUAGAGAAAAAAAUGAAUAGGGAAUAUCUCUUGCUGAAGAAUUUUUAAUCUUUUUAUGCAUUGAUACUGUUUUUUUCAGGCCAGCUACAAGUACAAGUACGAGUUUUUUGGUACUUGUAGAUACUGAAACUAUAAUGAAAUGAGUAACUUAGUAUUAAUUGGACAAUAUUUAAUGUUUAAUUAAAUGAAAAGUAUACACAAAUACGUUAUUAGACUUGUUCUUUAUAAUGUUAGCAAGUUGACUUGACAUGAAGUCCAUUAGCUAGCUACAUUAGUUAGCUUGGAUCAGGUGGAGAGCAGCUUUUCUUUCACUUUGAGUACUUUGAGCAAUUUUUUAUUGCCAUCUGAAUCUCUCGUUGUCAAUGACCGAUAGCGGCUCAUCGUCAAGAACAACAUACUGGAUAAGAUCUGUUAUUUUUUCUCACCAAGCAUCAUCUGUAGCCAUUUUUUUUUCUCUUGAGUGUCGAACACAUGACUGAGAUUUCUGUUUAAGAUGUUUUCACUUCUAUUGUAAUUAGAUGCUGUAGUUCUUCCUCUUGUUAUUUUUAGAGAGCACAGUUAUGCAGUCUGCUUUGCUUUAAUUGUUAUCAUUAAUUGUGAAAUACCUUCAGAUCUCUGUCAUUUCAUGUUGUCUGUUCAUUAGAGCGACAACAUACAUUAAACUUAUGCCACAUUGUAUACCCAAUACCACUACUGAUAUCGAAGCAUCCCUAUUUAUUCGUAUUAGUAUACUCCAGUAUUUAAUGUUGUCCAUUUCAGGCCAUUGGGAAACUAAAGCCACCAUGUGGUCAUGUUUUAUUCCUAGAACCUUAAUCGCAAAUCCAAAUCCCCAGGUGAAGCUCUGAUGAUGCUCAACUAAUCUUGACUAUUCUUAAACGUGGCCAAAAUCAGUGCAUUAAAGCUGAGAGUUUUUCGGAGCAGUGAUCAUAAUCCCGGCUCUGUGCAGGCUUUAAAGCUGGUCCUCCGUCCCAGUCUGAUGAAACCCAAUGCACAUUUUGUGUUAGCCGUGUUCUAGCACACAAGAAUCUUUCUAAAGGUAACUUUUCAGUUGAACUACGUGUGUUGAAACUAAAAUCCAAACGUGUGCAGUUCCAGGCUGGGUUUAGAUACGAGGGAUAAAAGUCCUGCUGAGUCAUUCCUUCACAAAGCCCAGUGAGGGUUUUUUUUGUACCAUUAUUUCUUCCCCAAUUCCCAAAUUCUUAUCUGAUACACCGAAUUUUGCUGUAGUAAUCAAAGUUUACAUUACUGGUGAGAGUCUUAGCAUCACUGGAACUCACUUGGAUAACACUUUAUUUGAAAAACUUCAUCAUAAGACUGAUAUAACCAUGUCAUGACAGCAUUAAGUAAUCUAAUGUCAUGUCGUCACUCCAGGUAACCCUACCAUCCAGCCUCAAAGUGACCGGUGAGCGUUCAUUUUCUAAGUACGUGCGUGACACAGAGAUUUUCUCAAUUCUAUGCAAAUUAGGCAAGACGCUGUACAGAAGUGACAAAUCCAAACGAUUGGCUCGAACAAUUCCUCGGACCAAUCCUAUGAUGCUUGAGGUCCGAGCUUUCUUCAGUUCCCCCACUCAAAACUUUAUUUCCUACCUGCAAAUUGUUUUGCUUGAUGCACAAGAAUGGAGGAAAAGCUUAAAACUUAAACUUAAAAUCUUAUCUUGUCAUGUACGACCUCUAAUUAAAUGUGUAUAGAGACAUUACCAAGAAAAAUAAAGCUUGGAAGGAAGUAGCAGAGAUCGUUGGUGCCUUGUAUGCAGCUAGUACAGUUAGCUCGCUUUGCUAAACUAAUCUGAAAACGAAGCUAGGAGGAAGCCGAGCACGGAACAUGUAAAACAUGCAAACAACCAAUUUUCACACUGAGUAGUGCGUUAGUUAAUUUGUGUUUAACUAGUUAGCUUUAUAAAUAUAUAUAGUUACUACUGAUUUUCAAUGAAACUUUCAAUGAAAAAAAAAAAAAAAAAAGCUGGACAGGCCACGCCCACAAGCGACAAACUAUAAGUGUGACUAUAGGGUAAGAGACAUGAAAGCUCAUAUAAUGUUAAGAUGCUAAUUUUUGCUAACAUACAGUUUAUCAAAACUGUCGCAACAUUUCGCAGCACAAGUAGAGGAAAUACUCACCUCUGAUUGGCUGACAUAUUUAGCUAUAUGUUAAUCUUUCUCUCUAGUUUAUAUAUUUUAUAGCAGAACAGUCAUAAGAUAAUAUAUUUCAUACUAUAAAUCUACCGGGACAAUACUCAUUUCUGAUUGGCUGUCAGUUGUGGUUUUUUUUUUUAAUUAUUAUAAUUAAAUGACAACAAUUACGAUGUGCCGCAUUCUAACCUUUGCUAAAUAUACUUUAGCUACGAUGUAUACAAGAACUGUCAUAGCCUUUUAUACCAUGAAUACAGAGUUCAUUUUAUUCUGUCAAGCAACGACGGUUUAUGUUACAUGCUAAUUUUUGCUACUUUAGUUAGCGUAACGUGAAUGCAGAAUAUAGUCGUUUCUGAUUGGCUGCCUGGCGAUUGGAUGCGUCAUAAAGCUUUAAUCUAUCCUAAAUUGUGUAUUAAUACUAAUCAUAUGCAAAAAAUAGCAUGUAACGUAAGCUAUCGUGACAAUUCCCGAGAAUGUUAACAUGACGCUGGUAUGUUAUGACAUGUUUACGAUGUGUUUAUGACACCCACAUGUAUGUUCUGUAUGAUUUAUUUAUUAAUGUAAUUGUUAAAGUGGAGUAUUUUUUUCUUCCAUCUAAUUCUGCCUUCAAAGGCAUUAAAUGGCGCAGAACUUUGGGAACACCGUCUUUUAGAUUGUAACGUCGUUCAUACGUCAUACAUCAUUUUACGUUGUUUUUUGACCUCCGCUGUGUGAAACGUGAAAGCUCGGAGAAGAAGCAUCAACAUCCAUCUUCAGUUUUUUUCCGACAAUCAUUAAGGAAACGGCAGCCAAGGACUUUCAGAAGGAAGCCAAUUUUGUUUGUUUUGUUUUUUUAACGCUCCUCAUUUGGUGCUUCAUUCUGACAUCUACGCGAAGAUGGAUUUUUGCAUCCACAAAUAGUCUAGAUUGUUGUGAACAUGGUGUGUGUGUGUGUGUGUGUGUGUGU
Pangasianodon hypophthalmus (striped catfish) is the source of this 13298-nucleotide messenger RNA. RefSeq names its product von Willebrand factor C domain containing 2 like (gene vwc2l). Gene Ontology annotation, cellular component: AMPA glutamate receptor complex. NCBI's taxonomy places the organism in Eukaryota, Metazoa, Chordata, Actinopteri, Siluriformes, Pangasiidae. The record is from RefSeq and is a predicted model, not a curated record. The transcript is spliced from 4 exons. Gene Ontology annotation, biological process: negative regulation of BMP signaling pathway. Bases 714 to 1376 code for a protein of 220 amino acids. Gene Ontology annotation, molecular function: protein binding.